GCUUAGCUUCACAACUUCUCACAGUUUGAAUUCAGCUGUGGUUGAAGACUGGGAGCUGCUUGUUAUUGCUAAGCCCUAGUAACAAAAUCUUCUAGGAAAGAAGAUGCAAACUCUGCAUAGCAGUCAAUCUGUUAGACCUUUUAAACUGAGAAAGAGUUUUGCAACUAGACUGGAAGAAGUAGCAGGAAUUCGGGCAAAGUUCCCAACAAAAAUCCCGGUAAUUGUUGAACGGUAUCAGAAAGAAAAAUAUCUUCCUCUACUGGACAAAACAAAAUUUCUUGUUCCUCAGGAGCUGACCAUGACACAGUUUAUAACUAUUAUUAGAAGCAGAAUGGCUCUAAAUGCUACACAAGCUUUCUACCUGCUGGUGAACAACAAGAGUCUGGCCAGUAUGUCUCUGACAUUGGCUGAAGUGUACCGGGACUACAAAGAUGAAGAUGGCUUUGUAUAUAUGACAUAUGCUUCCCAGGAGAUGUUUGGGUGCCUCUUGCCCACUGCCCAAGGGAAACUUAAGGAAUGCCUUCUAAAAACAUAAGGGCAUGUCUGACUGCUGCUGCUAGGCAGCUGAUUAUGCCAGUGACUUGAAGAUCAGAGAUGCUCUUUCCAGUAUGGGCUCUUAAACACUGUACUGAGGGCUAAUGGCCCAGAUGUUGGCAGGACCAACUAAUGCAGAAGUGGUGGUGCUCUAUUCCUAGAUAAGUAACUUGGAGAUAUAUAUUUUAUAUUUGAAAAGACACUAGCGGGUUUUUUGAACUGCACCUUUAGAAUCUUGUUUUGUAAUGUCAGUUUAAGUUAUGUAACUGCUUUUUAAGGGAACUCUAAAGCCUGAGCUUAAUAGAUUCAAAUAAAGAGAUACUUUUAAGAUUA
Messenger RNA from Mauremys mutica (yellowpond turtle), 867 nucleotides. It is a transcript of the gene MAP1LC3C, whose product is annotated as microtubule associated protein 1 light chain 3 gamma. Gene Ontology annotation, molecular function: ubiquitin protein ligase binding. Gene Ontology annotation, biological process: cellular response to nitrogen starvation; autophagosome assembly; macroautophagy. Bases 104 to 535 code for a protein of 143 amino acids. Gene Ontology annotation, cellular component: autophagosome membrane; autophagosome; cytosol. The transcript has 4 exons. Lineage: Eukaryota; Metazoa; Chordata; Testudines; Geoemydidae. The record is from RefSeq and is a predicted model, not a curated record.